This is a messenger RNA of Glycine soja, 1221 nucleotides long. RefSeq names its product calcium uniporter protein 4, mitochondrial-like. Gene Ontology annotation, molecular function: calcium channel activity; uniporter activity. The coding region runs from base 123 to 1166 and encodes 347 amino acids. Lineage: Eukaryota; Viridiplantae; Streptophyta; Magnoliopsida; Fabales; Fabaceae. The record is from RefSeq and is a predicted model, not a curated record. Gene Ontology annotation, biological process: calcium import into the mitochondrion; mitochondrial calcium ion homeostasis. Gene Ontology annotation, cellular component: mitochondrial inner membrane; uniplex complex. The transcript has 2 exons.
CUUGUGUCCUGAAUCCUGGUCUAUUGGACACUCCACACAUUUUUCUAAUCUCUCUCAAAACAGAGAGAGAGAAAGAAAAAUAAAACAAUAAAAAUAAAAAGAUAUUCAGAAACGAGGCAUCGAUGGCUCUUCGGAAACUGUUAUCGAAGCGUUUCUUCGACGGUGUCAAAAUGACGACGCCGUUUGAACGCAGCGUCGUGUUGUCUUCGCCUCUGCAACAAAAAGCAAUAGCGCCUCCGAGCACGACGCGAGCGAGUUCCGACGAUGGAGGAUUUCUUCGGCGGUUUUUUCUCCUUCGGCGAGCUGUGUACCACUCCGGUCCGGCGCGGCUCCCAGAGUUCCUGUCUCUCCCCGUCGGAGAGAAGCUCCGGCAGAAACUCAAAGACAUCAACGACAUCGCUUCAGCGCCGAUAGCCGGCGAUGCGGUGUUCGGGAAUGGAAUGUCUGUGAGGGACGCCAGGAAGAUUAUGAGGGCCUCUCAAAUGGAGAAGUUGAAGGCGAAGCUGAGGAACUUUCCUGAAAGUUCCGUUCAGUACUCUGAGUUUUUGCGGAUCUGCGUUGAGGCGUGUGAGAAUCCUGAGCAAGGUGCUGAGUUCGCGAAGAUCUUGGAUGACUCCGGAGACGUCAUCGUUUUGGGGAACGCCGUUUUUCUCCGACCGGAGCAGGUGGCAAAAUCAAUAGAGAGCUUAAUCUAUCAAUCAAUAGCCAAUCCAAAUGACCCUAGAAGGAGGGAGCUAGAGCAUAUGGAGAAGCAAAAGUGGAUGAUUGAUGAAAAGGCCAAAGCCCAGGUCCGAGCUGAGCUUUAUUUUGGGCUGGGUUUCUUGACGGUCCAGACCCUUGGGUUCAUGAGGCUCACUUUCUGGGAACUAAGUUGGGAUGUGAUGGAGCCCAUAUGCUUCUUUGUUACCUCUUUUGGCUUUGCUCUUGCAUAUCUUUUCUUCCUCAAGACCUCCACAGAACCCACCUUUCAGGGCUUUUUUCAUCAUCGGUUCAGGGCCAAGCAAGAGCGUCUCAUGAAGACACACAACUUUGACAUGAGUAGGUACAAUGAGCUAUUUAAGGCAUGCUGUCCAAAUUAUCAUGGUAGUGCCAAAUUUGAACCUUCUCAUCCAUUCCACCACCUUGGGGAGACACAUCUAACUGAUCCAAGAGCCUUGUAUCGUUGAAGACUUAUGUGUAGAUAAAUAACUAUUUAUUUAAGUAAUAGUAUUACUCUGAUCA